CACUAUCCAUCAAACCACACAUAUAUUACCUAGAGAGAGAAACAUUACUGGAUUUGAAGUGAGAGAGAACGCAAAUGAGAGCCAGUGUUUAGCAGCAACACCGAUCGUGGUUUACCAGCCAUUGUAACGAGGACGUGGAGAAGAAGGGAUUGAAGAAGGGGUUCAAGGGAGAUGAAGAUGGCGGCCAUACGUCUGACAUAUUUUCCCGAGUUUCAGCGGCAGGGACAAGAAGCUAGGGUUCCGGCGAAGACAGAAUCCUUGCAGUGUAGGUGCUCUGGUGACCGAUCUAAAGUGGGAUUGAGCUUAAGAAGAUCCGACAAGGUUCUGGUGACCCAACUAUAAUGUAGGUGCUCUGGUGACCGAUCUAAAGUGGGAUUGAGCUUUGGACAGAAUCCUUGCAGUGGUGACGGUAGUGGUUCCACAGGCAGUAAUUAAGUUUCCUUGCGUACAAAUUUAGGGCUAAUUUUGAUAUUUAUAUAUAUAUUUGAUACAGAUUCAAUUUGGAUUUUUUGUUUUUCAUCUGUGUUCCAGACUUUGGAAAACCUCCGAUUCUUCGUCUCUUUCAUUAAUUAACAUAUGUUAUGCCAUUGUUUAAUUGUUAGAUAAUUUUUAGUUGGAGACAUUGCUUUUGAGACAUCUGAAGUGGAUUCUUCAAAAAUGAGACCGAUGCCGUCAUAAUCAAUACAUUCGGUGGUAUACUAUAGGAAGUUGCAAUCUUUUUAUCUGGAGUAAUCACCAGCAAAGAGAGUACUAAAGUAUAUGCAACCUAUGGUAAAUGCAGUUGAAAAGUCAGAAAUGCUAAAGCGUCAUGACAAAGAAGAUACUCAUUGUGAUGGGAUUUACAGUAGAAAGAUAGAAAGAAUGACAAAGAAGGUAAAACCCAGCUAUACACACCUUCAAGGUGUUGGCACCACUGCCAAUAGGAUGUGCAAUCUUCAAGGUGCACUUGGCAACCAUUCCGAUCGCCAACACCAGAUUCAACCCAGCCAGAAGCUGCCGGUCGAUGAAGAGUGACGCUGAUGACGGGUUAACCGGUGCUACUCGGGGAUGUUGUGGAGCAUAUAUGGGACAGUAAGAUUCGAGGCAAAGCGGGUCAAACAUGAUCAACUCGAUCCAAAAGAGCAGUCAUCGUGGACAGACUUUGGACAAAUUGUUAAGCAGCUACAAGAGAGCUUCAACGAAGAGCAAGGAGCUACAUUAUGGAAAAGAUGAAGUUGAGGGAGAGGGGAACAGAAUACCGGCCUGGUUCAGUAUCCAUCGGCAGCCCACAACAUGUUAACUAAACCAGGUUGGCAACAGUUGCUGGUCCAACAAGUCAACACGGUCAAAUGUUAAUAACGUCAGGCAAGGAAUCCGGGACAUCGAGUGGACACGCCGGAGGUGAUAUCCGCGGAAAAGGUGUGCUUUGAAGUUUCAAAGAUGACGGAUAAAGGAAAUGACGAAGCGGUGCCAAGAGUCACCGAACAAAUGAGAGAAGUAAUUGCUGAAGAGGUAGGAAAAGCAAUCGAGAAUAGUUUGUCGGGUUUUAUCGAUAAAAUCCAAACCACGGUGUUAUCAGUGGUGGAUGAAAGGAUAAAGAAAUUGGAGGAUAGUGCAAGUUCAGCCAAGGAGAAAUUAGUAGAGCGUAAGGGUUGCUCGUACAAAGAAUUUAUGGCAUGCAAACCGCCACUCUACAACGGAGAAGUGGAUCCGAUAGUGUGUCAAAGGUGGUUAAGUGAUAUAGAGGGGGUGUUUGAGAGAACCCACUGUGACGCAAAUGACUUCGUGGCGUAUGGCACGGGUCAACUGAGAGGACAAGCAAAAGACUGGUGGGAUAAUAAGAAAAAGGAAAUCGGUAGUGAAGAAGCGAAAGCGAUGACAUGGGAUGAGUUUAAGGUACCCUUCCUUAAACAUCACAGUCCCAAGGCGGUUAUUAAUCGAAUCAAAGAGGAAUUUAUCCAGCUUAGGCAGAAGGGCGAGUCCAUUGAUAAAAUCACGGGAACUUUUCUUGACAAAUUAAGGUUCUGUGAUGAAUUGGUGACGACCGAAGAGCAGAAGGUGUAUUAUUAUUAUAAUAUGCUAAGCGCGGAAUAUCGGGAGUUCAUGACUCCCUCAAAAUACGAAACCCUCACCGAAAUCAUCAACGCCGCUCGGGAAAGAGAGAUAGAGUUGAAGAAACAAAUAGAGAGGGGUGAAAGAAGGACGCAAGUGGUUAAUCCAAGUCCCACGAAAAAGGCACGCGUGAGUGACUCGUCAAAGAAGCAAGAAGGAAAGAAUAGCACGCCAAGCUGUAAAGUGUGUGGGAAAGGGCACAAGGGUGAGUGCCGGUUUAAGGACAAGCCGUGUCCUAUAUGCGGGAAGACAGGGCACACGGCUGUAUUGUGCCCGGGGAAAGUUUCGGUAUGCUACAAAUGCUAUCAGCCGGGUCACAAGAAAUCCGAGUGUCCGGAAUUGUCCGGAAAGAAGGAAGACAAGGGUGCGCACACUGAAGCACCAAAAGCAAAAGCUAGAUCUUUCCAGCUAACGGCAGUGGAGGCAAAAACGGAACCCGAUGUGGUCUCAGGCAAGGAAUCCGGGACAUCGAGUGGACACGCCGGAGGUGAUAUCCGCGGAAAAGGUGUGCUUUGAAGGUACAAAUAAAUCUCUCUCGGAUGAUGAUCAAGCACCUUGUCAAGAACCGAACACGCAAACUGAAGCUUCCGCAUGAAUAUAAUUUUGUCUAAACUUUAAACAUGUCAUAAAUACUUUUGGUUGAUGGUGUUUUGAAUCCUUUAGCUAGUUGUUAGUUGAUUAGUAAGGAUGGCUCUUAAAUGAAUUUUGUACCAUCUUAAAUAUGUUUGGGAAAUUACACUAGUAUGUAUGGUUUAAAACAGUAAAUACUUUUGUAAACUCUGAUUUUAUAAAGUAUCAUGAAACAUUUCGAUAUAUUAUGUUAAUUUAUUAA
This is a messenger RNA of Helianthus annuus (common sunflower), 2923 nucleotides long. RefSeq lists its product as uncharacterized. The record is from RefSeq and is a predicted model, not a curated record. NCBI's taxonomy places the organism in Eukaryota, Viridiplantae, Streptophyta, Magnoliopsida, Asterales, Asteraceae. The transcript is spliced from 12 exons. Bases 1420 to 2607 code for a protein of 395 amino acids. Gene Ontology annotation, molecular function: nucleic acid binding; zinc ion binding.